Messenger RNA from Meloidogyne enterolobii, 291 nucleotides. The record is from the annotation of a GenBank genome assembly. Lineage: Eukaryota; Metazoa; Nematoda; Chromadorea; Rhabditida; Meloidogynidae.
AUGUUUUUUAAGUUUGUUCAUGCUGAAAGAAAUAUUAAUCAAAAUUCUUCUCCAAUAAAAUCACUCCUUGAAUUGGACACAACUUCGUUUAAAGUUAGUAAUACUAACGAUAUUUCUUUACCAAAUGGUGACAGCGAGAAUAAUAAUAAUACAAAUACUUCAAGUAGUAAUGGAAAAAGUUUAUUUAAUGGACAACUUUCGCCGCCAAUUUUUAAAGAAUUUGCUCAUUGGAAUUUUACGGAGGAAGAUAACAUUACUGAAAACAAUCACUUAUUUACACAGGUAUUUUAA